Messenger RNA from Vitis riparia (riverbank grape), 591 nucleotides. RefSeq names its product Werner Syndrome-like exonuclease. Gene Ontology annotation, biological process: nucleobase-containing compound metabolic process. Lineage: Eukaryota; Viridiplantae; Streptophyta; Magnoliopsida; Vitales; Vitaceae. The transcript has a single exon. Gene Ontology annotation, cellular component: nucleus; cytoplasm. The record is from RefSeq and is a predicted model, not a curated record. Bases 1 to 591 code for a protein of 196 amino acids. Gene Ontology annotation, molecular function: nucleic acid binding; 3'-5' exonuclease activity.
AUGUCUUACACCCACUUGGUUUCCUUUGACAACAAGGCCAUUGAAACAACGGUAACUGACAGAGGAUCAGAAGUCGACUCAUGGGUUAAUACCAUCCUAGCAGUCUACAGGGGCGGAGACAUGAUAGUUGGACUAGACUGCGAAUGGAGCCCUACCUUUCUGAGUGGAACCAGCAACAGAAUUGCUACUCUGCAGCUGUGCGUAGACACCAAGUGCCUCAUACUCCAACUAUUCUACAUGGACUACAUCCCCCAAUCCUUCAAGAAUUUUCUCAGUAACCCUGCCGUAACUUUUGUUGGAGUCGAGGUUGAGAGCGAUGCCAUGAAACUUAGAGAUGAAUAUGAACUGGACUGCCAAAAGACUAGUAACAUUCGUGCACUAGCUUGCUCAUUUUGGCCUAAUCGUUGGUAUAGAAGACCUGGGUUGAAAGAUCUUGCCUUCCAGAUAGUUGGCCUCUUGAUGCAGAAGCCGAUGCAUGUUUGCAGUAGCAACUGGGAGGCAAGAAUCCUGAGCAAUGAGCAAGUCGAGUAUGCAAGUAUUGAUGCUUACGCCUCCUACAGAAUUGGCCGCAGACUCCUCAAAGAGAUGUAA